AUGUGCAAAAUCUCCCUACUGUUGGCCGUGCUGGUGGCGUGUGUUCGCGGUGCACGGAUCGAGAAGCAGGUGGCGUACGAAACGGUGGUCAAACACGAAGACCCCCACGCCGGCCAGCAUCAGUUCGAGCCGGUCGACGCGGGCAAAGCGUUGGCCUACGAUCACGAAGAGCGGGCUCAGGAUUACUACGCCUACCCAAAGUAUCAGUUCGAGUACGGUGUCAAGGAUCCGGUAACGGGCGAUCACAAGAGCCAGUGGGAGAUGCGCGACGGCGACAUCGUGAAGGGAUCGUACACGCUCGAUGAGCCGGACGGUACGCAGCGCAUCGUCGAGUACCGGGCCGACGACGUGAACGGAUUUCAGGCGAUCGUAAAGAAGAUCACGAAGGGUAAACCGGGCCACGGGGAGGAGCAGAAGGCCGGCGAUGAAGCGGCAUCGGAGGGUAAGGUCGGCCAAAGCUACAGCAAGCUGAAGAAGUUCAGCUGA
This is a messenger RNA of Anopheles cruzii, 486 nucleotides long. RefSeq names its product cuticle protein 7-like. The coding region runs from base 1 to 486 and encodes 161 amino acids. The record is from RefSeq and is a predicted model, not a curated record. Lineage: Eukaryota; Metazoa; Arthropoda; Insecta; Diptera; Culicidae. The transcript has 2 exons. Gene Ontology annotation, cellular component: extracellular matrix.